Humulus lupulus (European hop) is the source of this 1935-nucleotide messenger RNA. RefSeq lists its product as uncharacterized. The transcript is spliced from 4 exons. The record is from RefSeq and is a predicted model, not a curated record. NCBI's taxonomy places the organism in Eukaryota, Viridiplantae, Streptophyta, Magnoliopsida, Rosales, Cannabaceae. The coding region runs from base 1 to 1935 and encodes 644 amino acids.
AUGGUCCUUCGCAAGUUCAACAAGAAUACUGUGGGAGAUGUUGCUCAGAACUAUAUUUCUGCCAAGGAUAAUUAUCAAGCUGCUCAAUUAUCUCUUCAAAGCAACCCUCACUCGGCAGAGUUGCAAAGAGAGGAAAUGUUAGCAGGUAAAAUUUUUGCUUAUUAUGCUAGAACAUAUGAAAAUUUUCUUAGGCAGAAAAGCAAAGUUAAUUGGAUUCGGUACGGGGAUGAUAACACGACUUACUUUUAUGCCUGUUUAAAGCAAAUAAGAGCUGCUAAUUGUAUCACUCCAGUUGUUGCUGAAUCUGGCCAGCUAAUUGAGAGGUUUGAUGAUGUUGUGGCUCACUUUCGAAAAAUUAUGGGAAGCCCAAGUAAUGCUUCGGUGCCUAUUCAGCAAUCUUGUUUCAAACUUGGCCACAGAUUGAGAUUGGACCAACAGAUCGGAUUGGCGAAGGUGCUUCCUAGUCUAAUUAAUCAAAAUCAAGGAGUGUUUGUUAAAAACAGAUUGUUGGCGCAUAAUAUUCUUAUUCUUCAGGAUAUUAUUAAGGGAUAUAAAAGGAAAAAUAUUUCUCCUAGAUGUGUGAUGAACAUAGACUUGAGUAAAGCCUAUGACAUGUUGGAUUGGCACUUUUUUGGAGGACAUCCUCAUUGCGUUCUGUUUUCCAGCCAAGUUUAUCAAGUGGGUGAUGACUUGUUUGAAGGACCCUUCUUAUUUGAUCCUAAUGAAUGGCUGUUAUGUCAAGCUUCCAUGAACAAGAGUUUUAGGUAUCAUCCUAAAUGUAAGCCUCUGAAGAUUGUUAAUCUUUGCUUUGCCGAUGACUUGGUCUUAUUUUGCAAGGGAGUCUCCAACCCAGUUCAGAUUUUGAAGGAUCAUUUCACUGAAUUUUGCUUGGCGUAUGGUCUAUCUGCCAAUAUGGAGAAAUCACAGGUCUAUUUUGGGGGUUUGGCAGAUAGAGAGGUUCAUCAACUGUUAGACAAGCUCCGUUUUUCCGAAGGGUGUUUUCCUUUAAAAUAUCUGGGAGUUCCUCUUCGGACUACAAAAUGGAAGGCUGGAGAUUGUGCUAUCAUCAUUAAAAAGAUACAGUUGAAACUUCACAUAUGGGCUAGUCGUCAUCUCUCUUUUGCUGGGAGGGCUCAAUUGAUUAACUCUGUGCUGCUGAGUAUCAGUAAAAUGCAUCUUACUGCCUGGGAUCAAGUUUGCCUGCCAAUGUGCAUGGGUGGUCUUGGCUUUAAGGAGGGACUCAACUGGAACAAAGUGCUCCUUGCUAAAUUUGUUUGGGCUGUUUCAUUUAAGCAAGACAUUCUUUGGGUGAAAUGGGUUGAUUCCAUUUAUCUGAAGGGUCAGGAUUUCUGGGCCUAUAAAAUUCCACAAGAUGUGAGCUGGUAUUGGAAGAAAAUUGUCAAUCUAAGAGCUGUUUUUCCUUCUAAAAAUCUAGAAGAAGCAGUCAAAAAUAACAAGAUUUGCUUGAGAGAUUUAUAUAAUAGGUUACUCAAUAAAGAUAGAGUAACUUUUGCUAAUGUGGUCUGGUGUUCCCUGACUUUGCCUAAACAUAGGUUCAUCUUGUGGCAAGCAACUCUUGGUCAUCUUCUCACUCGUGACAAAUUACACUACUACGAGAUGAAGUUGUCUUCAUUACUCUGCCCAGUUUGUGAAGAAGAGCAGGAAUCUCAUUCCCAUCUCUUUUUUGCUUGUCCUUUCUCUCAUCAGGUAAAAGCUAAACUGGAGGACUGGCUGGGAAGGGAUUUGUGGCCGAGCAUGUAUGAUAACUGGUGCUCUUGGAUGGUUGGUAAGCCUAAGGGCCUGAAGCAGCAGAUUGUUGGUGCAACUAUAGCAGCGACUGUUUAUAUGGUUUGGAGGAAUAGAAACAACUGUAUCUUUGAGCUUAGCUCUCUGUCUGUUGGCUAUGUUGUUCAGAUGAUCAAGUAUUAUUUGUGA